UCGCUGGGUUUGGGGAAAGCUAAGCGUGUCAGAUAUGGCGGAAAGGAAUCACACUACGGCGGCUCCGUCUUCAGCAAGCAUGACCUCUCUGGGUCGAGCGCUUUCCCGCAGCAGGUUAAGUCAACCAGAAGGGUUUCAGUCGCAGAAGAGCCGGAGCGCCGCGGGACAGACUCGCAGGAGGUACUCCAGCAGUUCAGAGUCACCUGAUAUCAGCCCAAAUGUCGAGGCGAGGGUCCUGGUCAUAAACACCGGCGGAACCAUCGGAAUGACGUAUCAUAAUAACGUUCUUUCUCCAGAACCUUAUGCUCUCGUUGAAACUCUACGCAAACUCCCCAUUCUGCAUGAUGAGCAGUACGCACAACAGACCAGACUGUAUGAAUACUACAAGCCUCCAGAGAACACGCUGGUGCUGUCGAAGUCCACUCAUUCUCCUGAUCCUCUAUUUCAUGGACUUUCCAAACAGAACAAGAGGAUUGUAUAUACAGUUUUAGAGUAUUCUCCCCUCCUCGACUCCUGCAAUAUGACCACAGAUGACUGGGCCACUAUUGGAAAAGACAUUGAGAAACACUAUGAGCAAUAUGAUGGUUUUGUCAUCCUGCAUGGCACAGACACAAUGGCUUACACCGCCUCUGCCUUAUCCUUCAUGUGUGAGAACCUGGGAAAGCCUGUUGUCCUCACUGGCUCACAGGUGCCCAUCUAUGAGAUGAGGAAUGAUGGGAGGGACAACCUCUUGGGGGCGCUGUUGAUAGCAGGACAGUUUGUCAUCCCAGAGGUUUGCCUCUAUUUUCAUCAUAAGCUGUACAGGGGCAACCGUGUCACCAAAGUGGAUGCUGGAAGUUUUAACGCAUUUACCUCACCGAAUCUGCCGCCAUUAGCCAAUGCUGAAGUCGACAUUAAAAUUAACUGGGAUACUGUGUGGCGAGCUAAUACAACCUCCAAAUUCACUGUCAACACACAAAUGAACCGUAAUGUUGGUCUCCUGCGACUCUUCCCAGGAAUCACUGCUGAUACAGUGAGGGCCUUCUUGCAACCUCCUAUGGACGGGAUCGUACUGGAGACUUAUGGCAGCGGUAACGCUCCUGACAACCGUGCUGACCUGCUGGAUGAGAUCCGUAAAGCGACCCAGAGAGGAGUCAUCAUGAUCAACUGCACCCAGUGCCUCAGGGGCUCGGUCACAACCUCAUACGCCACUGGCCAGGCUCUGAGUGAUGCUGGUUUGGUCGCUGGGUGUGAUAUGACCCCGGAAGCUGCUCUUUCAAAACUCUCCUAUGUGCUGGCAAAACAAAACCUCAGUAUAGAAGAGAAGAAAAAGAUGCUGAGUCGCAAUCUGCGUGGUGAGAUGAUAGCUGACCUGGGCGGAGCAAAGCUUUCUCUCAGUGACAGUCGAUUUAUUCAGGUCAUCGCCAAGUCCCUCAGCAUUAGCUGUAAAGAGGAGCUUGAAGCCAUACGAGAUGCACUAACGCCCACUCUGGUGUGUGUUGCUUCUAAGAUCGGAGACAUUGAUGCUUUAGAUGCCAUAAGGGAAAUGGGCACUGACUUGAGCAUGGCAGAUUAUGAUGGUCGCACUCCCCUCCACAUCGCUGCGUGUGAGGGCCAUCUGAAAGUGGUGGAGUAUCUGCUGGGUAAAGGGGCCACCGUCUAUGCCAGGGAUCGCUUUGGUGAUACACCUCUUCGCAAUGCUGUUCGCUUCAGGCAUAAAGAGGUUGUGAAACUGCUGAGGAAGACUGGAGCUCAUUUUUCCCGGGAGGAAAUGGAGGAUACUGGAACAGAGUUGUGCAGUCUUGCGGCGAGUGGCGACUUAGAAGGAUUGGAGAUUUGGCAGUUAGCUGGGGUUGAUAUGACCAUGUGCAGUUAUGAUGGACAGAUACCCAUUGAAGUGGCAAGAGCCACUGGAUGUGAGGAGGUUGUUGAGUUCUUAAAGCAGGCUACUCUGUACCAAACACAGCAUCAGACAGAUGAGGGUAAUGAGCCAGUAUUUGAGGAGGAUGAGAAUGGCGAGUAUAUCGAGUUUAAGGCUUGUCCAAGAUCCUGAGGAGGCUGUCCUGCUAGCUGUCACUCUUUUGCAAACAUCCUCUUAAAGCAUAAAAAGCACAAGCCAUACCUUUUAAGCCCGUCCCUCUAAAACCGUAAGCAAUCAGUUCUGAAUGUAUCAUGAUGAUGAACAAUCAUAAAACAAUCAUACACACUAUUUAUGUACAAGCACAUUAUUCAGACUAUAUUACAGUACAAGGUACUGUAAAUGCUGAUGUCAAACAAUAUGAUACACCCUUAUUUGAAUAUGAUAUAUUUAUUGUUUAGAUUUAGAAUGAAUUUAGAUAUUUGAAGAUGUCAGGACUAAUGGCUGUUGUCUUCAUUCAGUGUUUUUAAUGUAUUUAGAAAAGAAAAAUCAAUUGUAACCACAGUGAGGAGGAAGGAUACAUAAUGUUAUAUACAGAGAAGUGCCCUCCUGAGUAACUAUCAAAAAUAAUGUGUUUAUAAUCCAAAAUGUAGUGGAACAUCAGUAUUUUCUUGUUCUUUAUUUUUGUUUGUCUGUAAUUCAGUGUUUCGUAUUCAUACGGAAUCAUGGUUGAAUUUGAGAUCACCUCAAACAAACUGUUUUAUUGUUUCGUUUUUAAGUGUUGUAGCAAUAAAAAUAUGAAAGCAUAUGUUUAUGCUGUUGAGACCUGCAAAUCAA
Molecule: messenger RNA, 2674 nt
Organism: Cyprinus carpio (common carp)
Lineage: Eukaryota; Metazoa; Chordata; Actinopteri; Cypriniformes; Cyprinidae
Gene: aspg
Product: asparaginase homolog (S. cerevisiae)
Biological process (GO): amino acid metabolic process
Molecular function (GO): protein binding; asparaginase activity
Source: RefSeq, a predicted model, not a curated record